CUGCCGGAAGUACUAAGAAAAGGGGGAGGUAAAGAAAAGUUCAUACAGUUUAUUGUAAUUCUAUUCAGCGGCAACAUUUCCAGCGGUGAGAGCCAGGAAAAAAAACAGCUGAAUUUCUAUUCUUCAUGUAACAAAGAGUAAAUUAGUGGGGUCGUAUUGAAGGAUUCUGGUUGUAUUUGAGUUUACUCUGCUAUAAGGAAAAUGGGAUUGCCAACACUGGAAUUCAGCGAUUCUUUCCUGGACAGUCCAGAUUUCAGGGAACGUCUUAAGUGUCAUGAAAUUGAGCUGGACCGGACCAACAAAUUCAUUAAAGAACUGAUAAAAGACGGGAAUACGCUUAUCGCGGCGCUGAAAAAUCUUUCAGCAGCGGUACAGAAGUUCUCUCAGUCACUUCAAGAGUUCCAGUUCGAAUGCAUUGGGGAUGCGGAAACGGAUGAUGAAAUUAACAUUGCCAAGUCUUUUAAGGAGUUUUCCCAGCUGUUAAACACCGUGGAGGAAGAAAGGAGGCGGCUGAUACAAAAUGCAGAUGACGUCUUGAUCACACCACUGGAGAAGUUUCGUAAAGAGCAAAUCGGCGCGGCUAAAGAAGGGAAGAAGAAAUUUGACAAGGAAACUGAAAAAUAUUACUCAGUGUUGGAGAAGCAUAUAAAUUUGUCAUCAAAAAAGAAAGAGGCCUUUUUACAGGAGGCAGAUAUGCAGAUCGAUAAAGAAAGACAAAUCUUUUAUGACGCCUCUCUUGAAUACGUCUACAAAAUUCAGGAAGUUCAAGAGAAGAAGAAAUUUGAAUUUGUAGAACCACUGCUAGCAUUUCUCCAGGGUCUGUUCACCUUCUACCAUGAAGGCUAUGAGCUCGCACAUGAGUUUGAGCCCUACAAGCAGCAGCUGCAGUUCAACUUACAAAAUACUAGAAACAACUUCGAGAGUACGAGGCAGGAAGUGGAGAAGUUAAUGAAGAGGAUACGGUCUGUGGAUCAGGACUACAAAGCCCCGGGACAAUGGACCAUGGAGGGCUUUCUUUAUAUCCAAGAAAAACGCCCCCUGGGAUGCACAUGGACGCGGCACUACUGUACAUAUGACAAGUCGGCCAAGACAUUCACCAUGACAAACACAGAAAAUAAAUCUAGUGCCAAACAGAAUGGCCUCGUUGUGAAUUCGCCUGAGACGUUCAAGCUGAAAUCCUGCAUCCGGAGGAAGACCGAUUCAAUUGACAAGCGCUUCUGUUUUGACAUUGAGGUGGUGGAGAGAAAUACCGUCUAUCAUGGAACUUUUUUCAGACCUCUUCAAAUUUUCUAUAAAGCCCGGCAUGGCAUCAUCACCUUACAGGCCCUGUCUGAGUCCAACAGGAGACUCUGGUUGGAGGCGAUGGAUGGCAAGGAGCCGAUAUACACUCUGCCAGCGCUUCUUAGCAAGAAAGAAGAGAUGUUCCUGAAUGAGGCCGGCUUUAAUUUUGUGAAGAAAUGUAUUCAGCUGGUGGAAACGAGAGGCAUUAACACCUUGGGACUUUAUCGAAUAGGAGGAGUUAACUCUAAAGUGCAGCGACUGAUGACGUCGGCAUUUGCAAACAAAGCUUCCACAGAUAUGGACCUGGAUCCAGACACUUGGGACAAUAAGACCAUCACUAGUGGCCUGAAGAAUUACCUCAGAUGUCUGUCUGAGCCUUUGAUGACGUACAGACUUCACAAAGACUUCAUUAUGGCUGUCAAGUCCGAUGACCAGAACUAUAGAGUCCAAGCAGUUCAUGCCCUGGUCCACAAGUUGCCCGAGAAGAACAAAGAGAUGCUGGAUAUUCUAAUUAAGCACCUGGUCAAGGUGUCUACUCACAGUCAAAUGAACCUGAUGACGAUUUCCAACUUGGGCGUGAUUUUCGGUCCCACACUGAUGCGCUCUCAAGAGGAGACGGUGGCAGCUAUGAUGAAUAUCAAGUUCCAGAACAUAGUGGUGGAAAUUUUGAUUGAGAAUUAUGAGAAGAUCUUUCAGCAACCUCCAGACCCCAACGUGCCCCUACCUCAACCUCAGUCCCGUUCAAGUUCUCGCCGAACCAAGGCCAUCUGCCUAUCCACAGGCCCCCGCAAGCCGAGGGGCCUGUACACGCCAACGCUGUGCCUCGCCGACGCUGAUAGUGAUACGUUCAGCAGCAGCCCUAGCAGCACCCCCAUGGGCAGCAUCGAGUCCCUGUCCUCGCACUCCUCAGAGCAGAACAGCUUCUCCAAACGGGGCCCCUCCAACCUGCCGAAGCAUAAGUCCAAAGGCAGCCUGUGCUGGACUCCAUCCCAGGUGUCCUCCAACGGGCCGAAGAGCUCCACCUACACCACCAGCCCGGACUCUAGCUCCAAGGAGGAUGCAACGAAGACUGAUGGGGAGUCUGAAGACACCCAGAGCCUGUCCUCCGUCACCACGGCUGGGAGGCGAUCUCCUGCACUGGACAUGGCUGAGAAAACCGCUCAGAACCUGCCUGACCACAAAACACCAGAACUGAACCGUUCAGCCGCACCGUCGCUCAGGUCAUUGCAUAUCUCUGAAGGUCAGAGAAGCCAUAGUGGUUCCAUCCAGAGUCUGGCAUCCUUGCACCAGACGGAUACUCCAGCAUCCCACAGCAACCCAGACUUACCCCCCAAACUGACCUUAAGGCGCAGACCAGAAGCCUCCACCACUAACGGCUAUCAGAGACCUGGAUCAAUAGUUGCUGCAAAAGCGAUGCUUUUCGAAAAGCCAGCUUCCCCACAGCCUCCUGCAGCUGGCAGAGAUGCAAAGGCGAUGUACUCCUGCAAGGCAGAACACAGCCAUGAACUGAGCUUUCCCCAGGGGGCGCUAUUCACAAAUGUACAUCCUUCUGUGGAACCUGGCUGGCUCCAAGCAACCUAUGAAGGAAAAACAGGCCUCGUCCCUGAGAAUUAUGUCGUCUACCUCUGACAAGUUCUGAAGACGGAGCCAAAUAAAUACAUUUCAUGGUAUCCAUGUUAUCAGCUCCCUGUAAACGAGCACUGCGAGAUCAGCUUCACGUUUGCACGGCUGCUCUUGUGAACCAGUGCAUAGCUAAUAUGCAAUAAAACUCACAACCUCACCAGUGGAGUAAAUUCAUUUGCUAACAGUUUGUUUCACAUGGAAAUAUUAAUUUAUGAAACCAUAUGAAAUUAAAGAUUUGUUAAAUAUUGCAGUGUAUACACUUUUAAAUGGAGAUAUCGUUAAUAUUAUACACCUCAAAUCUGACCUCAGAUUUUCAUGUAUUUGAUUGUAGAACCAUUUCGUAUUUGAUAUACAAGUCAUUUAUUCCACCUGAAAGACCUUAAUUGUACAGUAAGCUAUUGCUGUAAUUUUGUUUCUUUCAUGCAUUCUUAGCAAGCCUUGUGAGACAUAUGCUGUAGCUGCUAAAGAUGGAACCACUUGCUGCUUCCUCUAGAUCAGUCCAUACACCUCUGACAAGGCACCGAAAUCACAUUUACGUCGGGCACAAGCAGCUUUGUCAUAUCACACCUAUCCGUAUAAAUGAGAUUCAUUUCGUUGGGACGACAUGCUGUAGAAUGUGUUUCUCAACAUUUUUGCAGCGCAACUCAAUUUUUAGCAUGACAGCUCAGUUGCAAACCUGUAUGAAGUAUAGGUCUAAAUGAACACUAUGAUCACGUGCGCAGUGCACUCUGCAAUUUACACGAAUCAAUGCUUAUCGCACAAAUCUGAUUGGAUGUGCCAGUGAAUUUUUAAUUUUGGAUUGGUUGAGCGUUCACUAGUUCUGUGCUAAGCAUUUGCAGACCCAAGACCCAUUUAUAUAGGUUAACUCUAGGAUUAGGGCUGGGAAAUCUGACCGUAGAUCAGCAUUGGAGCCUGCUGGUUUUGAAAUUCUUACAUUUCCAACCCUGUCAGAACUUGCUGUGACCCCAAUUUGGCAGUUGCUGUAAUAGCUUUAAAAAGUAAAAAGAAAAGUGUGUGUGUGUGUGCGUGUGCGUGUGCGUGUGUGUGUGUGUGUGUGUGUGUGUGUGUGUGUGUGUGCGUUCACCAUAUACACAACAAAAAUAGAACAGACUAAGAUGUAGUGUAAAAAAAAUGGCAGAUUUUUUUACAGUGCACUUUUAACAAACACUGAGGUACGCAGUAUAUUCAGAUUUCUUUCAUCCCUUUAUGUUCUCUGUGCUCAGAAACAUGACCGAUAGUUAAAUCCCUAUGGUGACUAAAUGUACCAUAUAAAUGAAAGGUUAAUAUUUAAUAAUAUUUUUUUCGUAUUGUUUUGAUUCAGGCAAGUAAAGUCGUUCAAACGUUCCUGUAGACACAUGCUAUCAGUACACUAUUUUUUUUCAGAUUUCUUUCAGCUGAAGGGCAUUAUCGUGCAUUAUACCCUUGUUCAGUUCAUCACUGAUUAUUUUAUGUUGUUAUACCUGCCAGAGGCCUGUUGAAUUGGAUUAAUGGACAUCAAUUCAGUGUACAGAACGUGCAUAUUGUUAAUAUCCUUGCUACGUGUUUUAUAUAAUUUUUCUUCUUUAUUUUAGUAGUGCACUGGUGCACUAACAUUGUGCAUAUGGCAUCAUAGCAAGUAGCAUAUGCUGUAAGAAAUAUUGAUCAUUAAAUACUGAAUAUGUAGUUUAGCUGUAAAAUGUAACUGUAGGUAGUAAACUGAAGCAGGUGGAACACCAGCCUACGUACCAGUAUGUAAAAUGUUUUCUAUUUAAAUAUUUUUCUUUUAUCAGCAUGUACCCAUUUUGCCAUAUGUACUAAAGAGGUAUAGAAGUCUUGCUUUCUUGUUUUGCAAGUGUUAAUAAACUGUACAUGGUGAUUUUAUUAUUUUAAAAACUGGUAUUAUUGUAAAAAUGUAAUAAUUGUUGUGAUUGUUAGAUGCCAUAAUAAUGUUAAUAUUUUUACUGCAUGUUCAACCCCCCCUCAUAAAUUUUUGGCAAACAGCCCUCAGUGUACUAAGUAUAAACGAGAGGACAAGAUCUCACUUG
Brienomyrus brachyistius is the source of this 4928-nucleotide messenger RNA. It is a transcript of the gene arhgap42a, whose product is annotated as Rho GTPase activating protein 42a. The record is from RefSeq and is a predicted model, not a curated record. Gene Ontology annotation, biological process: signal transduction. The coding region runs from base 202 to 2910 and encodes 902 amino acids. Gene Ontology annotation, cellular component: cytoplasm. NCBI's taxonomy places the organism in Eukaryota, Metazoa, Chordata, Actinopteri, Osteoglossiformes, Mormyridae. The transcript is spliced from 25 exons. Gene Ontology annotation, molecular function: GTPase activator activity; protein binding.